CAAAGGUCGAAGAAAUAGUCAGUUGUUACUACAUCGUAGACCUAUAUAAUCGAUUUUGCUUCCCAAGAAAAACAAUGAAUCGUUGGAUACUCGUUUUCGCGGCUUUAGCUGCUUUGUCUUCGGCUGCCGAUUCGGGAAAGAAAAUUGUAUGUUACUUUGGUAGUUGGGCCGUUUAUCGGCCUUCUGAUGGCAAAUUCGACAUCUCUUACAUUCAGCCGAAGCUUUGCACCCAUCUGAUCUAUGCUUUCGUCGGCAUCAGUCAGGAAGGCAAGGUCGUAGUUUUGGACGCGUGGCAAGAUCUUCCCGACAAUUCGGGCAAGGACGGCUUCGGUAGAUUCAACAAGCUUCGCGAACAGAGUCCCGAGACCAAAACGCUCAUCGCUAUCGGUGGAUGGAAUGAAGGAUCCGCAAAAUUCUCCGCUGUUGUCGCUGAUCCAACUACUCGCGCAAGAUUCGUCAAAGAUAUCGUUGACUUUGUGAAGAAAUACAAGUUCGAUGGUUUCGAUGUCGAUUGGGAAUAUCCGUGCCAGCGCGAUGGAAAACCAGAGGACAAGCACAACUAUAUAAGCCUGCUGAAAGAACUCAGAACCGAAUUCGAUAAACACGGAUUGAUUCUCAGUGCUGCCGUUGCUGCCGCCGAGUCUUCUGCCUCUCAGUCCUACGAUAUUUCCGCAAUGUCCAAAUAUCUGGACUUUAUCAACAUUAUGGCGUACGAUUUCCAUGGUGCUUGGGAACCAGUCACUGGUCAUAACGCUCCGCUUUAUCCGCGUAAAGAUGAAUCUGAAGACGAUCGUAAGCUCAACGUCGACGCAUCUGUACACUAUUGGUUGCGCAAUGGCUGUCCGCCCGAGAAAUUAAUCCUUGGAGUACCAUUCUACGGUAGGGCCUUUACUCUCGCAGAUACGAAUCAGCAUGGCCUUGGAGCGCCUAUCACUGGACCAGGUACUGCCGGUCCGUACACUCGCGAGGGUGGCAUGCUCGGAUACAAUGAGAUUUGCGAAUCCUUUAAACAGGGUGGCUGGACCGUUGCUCGUCAGGAAGAGCAUCGCACACCGUACGCUUACAAGGGCGAUCAGUGGGUGGGCUACGACGAUGUAACUUCUUUUGCCGAGAAGACCGCUUAUAUCAAUUCCUUGGGUCUCGGUGGCGCGAUGGUGUGGAGUAUUGAGACCGACGACUUCCUCGGCACGUGUGGUGAAAAGUAUCCUCUGCUGAAAACAUUGAAUGCCAGACUUAGGAGACAAGUCCCAAUAGAACUGUCAACCAAGCAACCAUCGCAAACGACACAAUCACCGCGAACGACGCAACCACCAGUGACUGCAUCUCCUAGUGGUAUUUGCAAGAAGGAAGGUUUUGUCCGCGAUCAAAAAGAUUGCAGCAUAUUCUACCGAUGCCUAAAAGUCGAUAGCGGUUAUAAAAUAUACGAAUUCAGUUGUGGAAGUGGACUAGCCUUCGACCCCGAAAUCAACAAUUGUAAUUUCAAAAAUCUCGUUCCUGGAUGCAACUAACAAUAAUAGACGAUAAUAAAUAGUUAUGCUGUAUAUUUCUAUAAUGCUUCUACCUGUUAUACAGCAUGAAAACAUAACAAAUAGAUGUGCUUUUCAUUUUAUGUACUCUGACACACACACAAUAUAUAUAUAAUAUUAUACGAACCCAUUUCUCCUUUCUUUUUCUUUCUAACAAUAUAUAAUUAACAUUUAUUUGUAUGUAUAUUUGCAAUAAAGUUCAUAAGAGUCAUUA
This is a messenger RNA of Wasmannia auropunctata (little fire ant), 1740 nucleotides long. RefSeq names its product chitinase-3-like protein 1. Gene Ontology annotation, biological process: chitin catabolic process; carbohydrate metabolic process. The coding region runs from base 75 to 1508 and encodes 477 amino acids. Gene Ontology annotation, cellular component: extracellular region. Gene Ontology annotation, molecular function: chitinase activity; chitin binding. Lineage: Eukaryota; Metazoa; Arthropoda; Insecta; Hymenoptera; Formicidae. The transcript has 5 exons. The record is from RefSeq and is a predicted model, not a curated record.